Molecule: messenger RNA, 3207 nt
Organism: Aptenodytes forsteri (emperor penguin)
Lineage: Eukaryota; Metazoa; Chordata; Aves; Sphenisciformes; Spheniscidae
Gene: HHATL
Product: hedgehog acyltransferase-like
Exons: 11
Coding region: 39-1550 (503 amino acids)
Biological process (GO): negative regulation of N-terminal protein palmitoylation
Cellular component (GO): endoplasmic reticulum
Molecular function (GO): acyltransferase activity
Source: RefSeq, a predicted model, not a curated record
GGAUCCCCCUGCACCGGCCGGGGCGGUAACCUGCUGCCAUGGGGGUUAAAACGAUGCUCCCCAGCUACGAACUGGGGUUCUACGCUCUCGUCGUGACAUCCGCUGUGGUGUACAGCAGCAGCGGGAUCUUUGAAGCAUCCAGAGACAGCAUGAACAGAAAGGCCUUUCGGGACGGCAUAAAGCCGGGCUGGCACUACUUCGGCAGGAAGAUGGACGUGGCCGAUUUCGAGUGGAUGAUGUGGUUCACCUCGUUCAGGAACGUCAUCAUCUUCGCCCUCUCGGGACAUGUCCUCUUCGGCAAGAUCUGCUCCAUGACGGUGCCACAGCACCGGGCUGUGGUGUACAUGCUGUAUGGGGUCCUGGCCGUGCUGGGCAGCAUGGGGCUUGUCUACCUGAUGAUCAUCCUCUCCCACUGCCUUGUCCUCUACUCCGUUGCGCUGGCCAAGCAGAAGUGGCUCUGCUAUGUGGCCGGGCUUUGCUGUCUUGCCUCCUUCAAGGUGGAGCCAUUCAGCUCCUGGCAGAGUGGGUUUGUAACAGGAGCUUUUGAUCUUCAAGAUGUCCUCUUCUAUGGAGGAAGCAGCUUCACCAUCAUGCGCUGCAUGAGCUUUGCACUUGAGAGCUCUGAGAGGAAAGAGGGCAUCUACUCCAUCUUCGACCUCCUCAAGUACAACUUCUACCUCCCCUUCUUCUUCUUUGGGCCUGUCAUGACGUUUGACCAGUUCCACGCCCAGGUGAGCACCCGAGAGCUGAGACGCAAAGAUGACGAGAUGAGGAACAUCCGGGUCCAUGCCCUCCUCCAUGUGGGGGCCAUCAUCGCUGUGGAUAUCUUCUUCCACUUUUUCUACAUCCUCACCCUCCCUUCUGACCUGAAGUUCGUGAACCGCCUCUCGGACUGGUCCUUGGCUGGCUUGGCCUACUCCAAUUUGGUGUAUGACUGGGUGAAAGCUGCUGUCAUGUUUGGGGUCAUCAACACCAUCGCCAGACUGGACCACUUGGACCCACCCCAGCCCCCGAAAUGCAUCACCAUGCUCUACGUCUUCGCAGAAACGCAUUUUGACAGAGGGAUUAAUGACUGGCUGUGCAAGUACGUGUAUGACCACAUUGGAGAGAACCAUGACAACAUCAUGAAGGAGCUUGUGGCCACCAUCGCCACCUUUGCGGUCACCACCCUGUGGCUGGGGCCCUGUGAGAUCGUUUACAUCUGGUCUGUCUUCAACUGCUUUGGCCUCAACUUUGAGCUCUGGGUGCAGAAGUUCUUCCAGCAGGAGCCCUUUGCCAAACUGGAGGCCAAAAUGUCAGCGGCCAUGUCUCGGCGGAUUAGGGCAGUUUUUGGGGCGGCAAAUUUCUGGGCCAUCGUCCUCUACAAUAUCCUAGCCCUCAACAGCCUGGAGUUUGCACUGCUGGUCACCAAGAGACUCCUUCUGACGGGUUUCCCUGUCAGCACGUUGUCCAUCUGGUUUAUCACGUACUGCGGAGUGCAGCUGAUCAAAGAGCGUGAGCGCAUCCUGGCCAUCGAGGAGGAGAAGUGUGACAAAGCAAAGGUGGAGUAGAGGGAGGCAUCGGCAGGCUUGUCCCAAAGCCUCGUCUCCCCUCCAGCCACUGCUGCCAGGUCAGCCACUGGCAGGGGCUCUCCAAGCACUCCCGACAAUCGACUGCUGUAGCUCACCCAUGUAGAAGUCACCUGGAAGGCGCAGGUCACCCCCUUGCUGCAGGAAAGAUUUUCUGUAAGACACAGUGGGCGUUUCUCAGGCUCCCCAUGCACGGCAGACUGCUGAGGUAGGCUCCCAGGACAUUUCUUUAAUGCCAACAAGAGCCAUCCCCAUCAUUUUUCUGACCUUCUGACAUUGUGCAGGCCUAGAGAUUUCAUCCCCUGCUUCCCGUAACACUCGGUCCACCAGCACUCGGCUCUCCCGCAGGACCUGUAGCCCAUGUCUCCCAGAGGAGACUCUCCAAGUCCCACGGCUGGAGGUUUUAGGGUGGGCCAGACACACAGCUAUGAGAAAGGGAUUAGCUGGAGCUGAGCCUGCUCUGGGCAGACCAUCUCCAGGUUGCUUCCAGCCCAAGCAUCCCAUGUUUCUUUCACUACAAGAAAUGGUUAGCAUCCACUGUCAAGUGUUCAGCACCUACGGUUAUGCAGUAAGGACUGUGAAAUGGCUCAGCACGAUCUAUACCUACCAAGAGGCUAAUAAAUAAAUAGUACGGUCUCUAUAGCAAAGGGAGGGACCAGGAACAGCACAUUGAAGGGUAAUUAACUUCCCACCACUGUCAGCGGGUGCAGAGUGAUGGCUGUUACGAUCUCUGCAAAACAGGUCCCUUCAGUGCCCAAUGUCUUGAAAAAAAAAAAAAUUACUUAAUGCCAACAUCAGGCAUAGUUAAUUGAGAGUGCGGGAGCCAUACCUGCUUCACAGCCAUCGCGCGUCAUGUGCAGGUCGCCCGGGCAUGCUGAAGAAACACAACACAUGGCUCACAACUGCUUGGUCCCCAGGCCCCAACUCAGACCCAAAGGGCCCUCCACCGCUGGGUCUGAGACCGAUGUGGCCACCAUGACCAUCCUGCUGUGAUACGUGUCCUGGCACUCGAACCAAAUCCCACUUGCAUUUUUUACACGCCAUGGACAAAGGUUUAAGCUCACAUUCCUGCCCAUGGCUGAGGAACAGAAGAUGCUAUAGCCAACUCUUGCUCAUCUCCAGCCAUCCAUCCCUUUACUCAACUGACUUCGGUGCACACAGCCUAAGCCCGUGACUGCGUGGCUGAAUGAGCACACACACAUAUGUACAACCAAAGGAGAAAGACCCUGAAUGAAGGGCAGUGAUUUGGGACUCAGUGGUGGAGGGGAAGCCCAUGAUAGACUCCUCGGAGAAGUAGACUUUGGGACACUACGUAGUGAAUGCAUUGAAUAAAUUUACAUGUGUGAAACACAGUGCCUUGGGGAAAAGGUGGGUUAAUAGUUAAAAAAUAGCUCUGAUUCUCUUACACUUUAGAGUAACUUUCAGUGGCCUUAUGUCUGAGUUCUGUUGAUGUUUGGUGAGAGCAGAAUCUGGACCACUUUGUAACGUGGGUUGAGACGCUUGGUGCUGGUGUGUUCUGGCUUCCCUGUGGAUGAAACAGGAUCGGUUCCUAGCCAGCUUUCAGCUCUGCCAAAGUAAUUUGUGAAGUCCCUGAUAAAUGUCAUUUAUUUAUCUAGUAAAUAAAUGUUGGAAAUCUGUG